CCGUUGACUGACAUAUAGUUUUUCAACACUUUCAUCAUUUUGAAAAGUCCACAGGCAAAUCGCUUGCCUUUGUUCAUUGGAGUGGAAAUAAUGACCUUUAUCAGUUUAUCUUAUUAUAUACCAAUUUUUCCAAGAAAAAGCAAGGAAGGAAGAAUAAUUUUUCUUUUAACUAGGCCUUUUCCAUGUCUUGCAUCCUGAAGAAUGAGCACAAGACUGAUCAAACGACAAUGGGGAUGCCUUCUUUCAAGGUCUCCAUGUUCCUACUAAUCCUUUCCUUACUCAGCUUCCUAAGCCUAAACAGUGAAGCAGCCCCAGAAUAUCGCUGGCAUUCCUGUUCAAACCAAACCACUUUCACCCGCAAUAGCACCUACCAGUCCAACCUCAACCGCCUCCUCUCUUCCCUUUCCUCAAAUUCCACGCGUGAAAGUGGUUUCUACAACACCACCGUUGGCCAAACCCCAGGGACAACAGUCUACGGCCUCUUCUUUUGCCGUGGAGACCUCACCCCUAUUGAUUGCCGAGAAUGUGUGUCAGCCGCAACCAAACUAAUUGUUCAGGAGCAGUACUGCCCCGUAGAAAAAGUGGCCGUGAUAUGGUACGGUGAAUGCGUGUUACGCUACUCAAACGAGUCAUUCUUCUCCACCAUGGGCGCAGAUCUGACCUUUUUAUUGAGUAACACUCAGAACAUAACAGAUCCAGGCCGGUUCACACAGCUACUUGGAACUUCAAUGAAUGAAAUAGAAACCAAAGCAUCAAAUGCUCCGUCCGGUGCAAUGAAAUUUGCAACAACAGAAGCCAAAUUUUCGGAUUUACAAACCUUAUACAGCCUUGUCCAAUGCGACCCUCUGCUAUCCGGCUCUGAUUGCAAUAGGUGUCUUCGGACUCUCAUAGGAUAUCUGCCAAGUUGUUGUGCAGGAAAGCAAGGGGGUAAUGUUUUGAAUCCUAGUUGUUUUAUUAGGUACGAAAUAUAUCCGUUUUACAAGCUACAAGCCGUACCGUCACCAUCACCAACCCCGGUGCUUCUUGCUCCUCCACCUCCUCCUCCACCUCCAAAAGGAAAAAGCAGAAACACAUUGUUGAUAAUUAUCGCUGUCGUUGCUCCAACUGUUUUCUCUAUAUUGCUACUCUGUAUUGGCUACUACUUUCUAAGUAGGAGAGCAAAAAAGAAGUACAAUGCUGUACCAUAUGAAAAUGAGCAUUUAAUUUGCCGGCAACCUUUAACCCAUUGUCGUGCUUAUAUAUCAAUAGCAUCCGGUGAAAUUACAACGGAUUCCUUGCAAUAUGAUUUGGCUACAAUUGAAGCCGCGACAAACAACUUCGCAGAUGAUAACAAGCUGGGUAGUGGUGGCUUUGGUGAGGUUUUCAAGGGUACACUUCCCAACAAACAAGAAAUAGCUGUAAAAAGACUCUCACAAAACUCUCGACAAGGUGCAGAUGAAUUUAAAAACGAGGUCUUGUUGGUAGCCAAACUUCAACACAGAAAUCUAGUUAGGCUUUUAGGAUACUGUUUGGAAGGAGUAGAAAAGUUACUUCUCUAUGAAUUUGUGCCCAACAAAAGCCUUGACUACUUUUUAUUUGACCCUGAGAAGCGAAGCUUAUUGGAUUGGUCAAGCCGUUACAAUAUUAUUGUUGGAGUUGCUCGAGGAAUCCUUUAUCUACACGAGGAUUCUAGGCUUAGAAUUAUACAUCGUGAUCUUAAGGCUAGUAAUAUAUUGCUAGAUGCAAAUUUGAAUCCAAAAAUUUCAGAUUUUGGCAUGGCAAAAAUUUUUGGAGUUGAUGAAACCCAAGGGAACACCAGUAAGAUUGUUGGAACAUUUGGUUACAUGUCUCCAGAAUAUGCAAUGCACGGACAGUUUUCUAUGAAAUCUGACGUAUAUAGUUUUGGUGUCCUUAUACUGGAAAUUUUAAGUGGCAAAAAAAUUAGUGCAUUCGGUCAAUCAGAUACAGCCGAGGACUUGUUGAGCUAUGCUUGGAAACACUGGAGCAAUGGAUCAUACUUGGACGUGCUGGAUUCGGAUAUGAGAGAUUCUUGCCCGAGAAAUGAAGUUAUCCAAUGCAUCCAUAUUGGCUUACUUUGUGUCCAGGAAAAUCCUGCUGAUAGACCCUCAAUAACAACAAUAAUUCUUAUGCUAAACAGUGACUCUGUUACUUUGCCAUCACCUCAAAAGCCACCUUUUUUCCUUCAUAGUAGAACAGAGCAGAACAUGCCAACAAUAGAGAUGAGGUCAGAUAAAUCUUCUAGCACGAACAUGCCAACAAUAGAGGUGAACUCAGAUAAAUCUUCAAGCACAUCAGUGCAAUGGUCUGUCAAUGAAGCAUCAAUUACUGAACUGUACCCUCGAUAGUGUUUGUAGGAAGGAAUUCUCCAAAGCUACUCUCUCUUUUCUAAGUCAUGGAACUUGAACACUAUAAUACACAUGACCGUUCUCUAAGAAAUUGAGCCUUCAUGUAUGAUAAUAAACGUUUGCUAUUAUUUGUAAAAUUAAGUAUUGAGAAAAGAAUACAAAAUAAUGCUACCCUAGUUGUACUCAAUUUAUAUUGCUACAAGACUACCACAAACAGAUUUGGGUUGUGGCUAUUUGUCA
This is a messenger RNA of Quercus lobata, 2585 nucleotides long. Its product is annotated as cysteine-rich receptor-like protein kinase 10. The coding region runs from base 183 to 2345 and encodes 720 amino acids. Gene Ontology annotation, cellular component: plasma membrane. The transcript has 7 exons. Gene Ontology annotation, molecular function: protein serine/threonine kinase activity; ATP binding. The record is from RefSeq and is a predicted model, not a curated record. Gene Ontology annotation, biological process: defense response to bacterium; protein phosphorylation. NCBI's taxonomy places the organism in Eukaryota, Viridiplantae, Streptophyta, Magnoliopsida, Fagales, Fagaceae.